GACCGAGGGGUGCGGAGUCUGGCGUGGAGGAGUCGCCGCCGUCGCUACCGUAGCUUCCAUCGCCAUUGCCGUUCGCUAUGGCAGGCUGUGGCUUGCAGCUUGGGCUGUUGCUCUGAGCACGAACUGGAAGAGACGCCGUGGAGGAGCUGCCUGAGACAAUCUCCAGAAGUGAGCCUGGUGGUCUUGGAGAAAAAUAGCUUUCAUCAAAGUGCCAAGUGAAAGUACAAAGGAAGCUGAGAAAAGAGCCAGUGUGUGCUCAGGUUGCUGUCUGAGUGCUGUAAAGGAGCUUAAUGAACUAUGUAUUAACAUCCAUAAUAAUGUGGAGGUAUCUGAAUUCUUCAAUUAUUAAUGCUUCACAGGGAGACUGUAAGGGCUGUGUGCUAUUGUAAAUCAAGUUAAUGCGUACCAUAAACAGAGAUGGAGGUGUACUUGGAUAAAAAUAAAGCUAUAAAGUAGAAAUGUGUUUCAUAAAGCACAGUGAAACAGUAUUUCAUUUUUAUUUAUCCUGUCACUGUCUACAGAGCUUUGCAAGUGUUACUUGCUAUCAGUCGUGUAGGUUCAAGCUGCAAAAAUAUUUCCUAAAUCUUGCUUGUAUUUCUUUGAAACGUGUUGUGGCUUCUGGGCCCUUCUUUUAUGCCCUUUGCAUAGGACUCUUAAUGCACACCAUUGUGGGCACCAAAUAGGUGUCCCAUGGAGAACAACGUAUGCGCCACAACAAAAUUUGGCAAAGCCACCAAUAAAAUGGGAGAAAUGCUGUGAGAAGCAAGCAAGCUUGACAAAUUUCUGACCAAAGGCACACCUUCACAUUCACAUAUACAUCUUAGAAAGGUAAAUAUUUCAAUGUUUUCAUUUAGUAUCAUAGCUAUGUUAACUCUACAUUAAUUAGAGUAACUGAGCAUCAUUUUUGAAAGCUUUAAGAUCCUUUGUUAAAUAUCUCAUUCAUUUGGAUUUAAGUCCUCUUCUCAGCAAGCUCAUUCACAUAGGAAGUUAAUGAGAUUUACCUAAUAUGCUUUAAAUCAACAGCUGGUUUGAGCUGGGCAUAACUUUCCUGCUCAGUGUUGUAUAGGCAUGCGCUAAUAACGUUGGUCAGCUCAGCCAUACUGUUCUGGACUGUAGUCAAAAUACCAACUACUUAAAAAUUCAUUAGUGCCUACAAGGAGGGAAUGCAUUGGUGCUUUGAUGAUGUGCUUUGAAGUGGAUGAGAAACAAGCUCGGGACUUCUUAAAGUGCUCCUUCAAUCUUGCAUUUGUUAAGUUAAAUGGUAGAAAGUUAGGGUGUAUUUCAAACUUUUGGGGAAGUGCUUUGGGAAUUUAAAGCACAUUUGGUUGAAUGUGGAUGUAGUUGCUCUUAGUUAGAGGGGGAAAAAUCUUAUCUGCUGCAGUUUAGUGCUGUUUCAUUCAAUGGGAAGGGCUCAAUGGGCACGUGGUUGAGACAAAUCCAAGGAUUUUCCAGACUGAAGAGGCUCUGUUUCAAAAGAGCCUGAGGAAAUCUCUACUGAAGACUAAACCAAGGAGAUAGUUUUUACAUGCAGCAACAGAAGAUUAAGUGUGGGAGCUAUGCAACCUUUUCCUUGUCUGUGAGAUGGUCAAAAUCCCCUGCAAGGCUGAAAAAAUGCCUUUUGGGCACACCUAUAUAUCUGGACUGGUUUUUGAGGUAGGGACUUCACAGGCAGGGUAUCUCAGCACCAAUCUUGAGAUGUAAUAGCGAUGGUCAGUGCUGAGGUAGUUGUGGUUAUGGGGCUGCAGAUGGGACUCAUGUUGCGUAACACAAAGAGAUUGCUGGGCUUUAUUAGGCUUGCUGCUGAGAGAUUGUUGAUGAGUCCUUUGGAAAGGUGAGGAAUCCUUUCGCUGUGUAGGAAAACAUAGAACGAUGGAAUAUCCCAAGUUGGAAGGAACCUGUAAAGGAUCGUGGAGUCCAACAUCAAGCAACUUCAUGGCUUCUCAGAGGUGUUAUCUCAGGCUUCAUGCUGCUGAAAAGCAGGUGGGAAUGUCUGUGGUGAGCAGGCUGGAAAAUAAAGGGGGAAAUCUCACUUUGAGGAUUUUCAGGUGUUAAGAAGAACUCAGCUUGGGACUCGGUCCUGAAAACGCAGAAGUGUUCCUGUUUCCCUAAUCGCUCCGACACAGUGCUUCAGUGAAGGAUUUCUUUCAAAACUUCCCUGAUCUCUUGGCAUCCAUCCCACUGCCUUCCGCAGAAAGCUCUGGUGCUGCUCCCAGCUGUGUGACUGCCUGUCUCCUUCUCCAGCUCCCUCAGUCCACGUCAUCUGGCAGCCAAACCGUGCUAACGGUACUUAAAGAAAACAACCUGAAUAUUCCAGCUGGAUUGCUGAAGACAUCUGUGAUUCUUGGAGCUGCUGUUGUUUGAACAAGAUCCUGUCCCGGUAGUACCUGGCCUUCAACCCAGAAGCAUUCUCUUGGGUCCUGUAUGCAAGUCCAUGACAUACUGGAAACGAUGGGGAUUGGUAAGAAUACCACUUCAAAAUCAGUGGAGGCAGGAGGCUCGACAGAAGGCAAAUAUGAGGAUGAAUCCAAACAUCCCACCUUUUUCACUCUGCCUGUUGUGAUUAAUGGUGGAGCAACAUCGAGUGGUGAUCAGGAUACAGAAGACACGGAGUUGAUGGCCAUUUAUACUACAGAAAAUGGCAUAGCAGAAAAGAGUUCUUUGGCAGAGACGCUGGACAGCACUGGCAGUUUAGAUGCUCAGAGAACUGAUAUGAUUUACACUAUUGAAGAUGUUCCUCCAUGGUAUCUCUGCAUAUUUUUGGGGUUACAGCACUAUUUAACGUGUUUCAGUGGAACUAUAGCAGUUCCCUUUUUGCUAGCUGAUGCCAUGUGUGUUGGAUUUGACCAGUGGGCCACCAGCCAGUUGAUUGGGACCAUUUUCUUCUGUGUGGGCAUCACUACAUUGUUACAAACAACUUUUGGAUGCAGGUUACCCUUGUUCCAGGCGAGUGCUUUUGCAUUCUUAGCACCUGCUAGAGCAAUACUCUCCCUGGAGAAGUGGAAAUGUAAUAAUACAGAUAUAACAGUUACAAAUGGAACAACAGAACUGCUUCACACUGAGCACAUCUGGUAUCCCAGAAUACGAGAGAUCCAAGGUGCUAUUAUCAUGUCCUCCCUGAUAGAAGUGGUGAUUGGUUUGCUUGGCCUUCCUGGCGCCCUGCUACGAUACAUUGGACCUCUGACCAUCACACCAACUGUUGCUCUCAUCGGCCUCUCUGGUUUCCAAGCAGCGGGAGAAAGAGCAGGCAAACACUGGGGUAUCGCUAUGUUGACUAUUUUCCUCGUAUUGCUGUUCUCUCAGUAUGCCAGAAAUGUCAAAUUUCCUCUACCCAUUUACAAAUCAAAGAAAGGAUGGACAGCAUAUAGACUGCAGCUUUUUAAGAUGUUCCCUAUAAUUUUAGCUAUUUUGGUGUCAUGGUUGCUUUGCUUCAUCUUCACCGUGACAGAUGUCUUUCCCCCCGACAGUUCCAAGUACGGCUUCUAUGCUCGCACAGAUGCCCGACGAGGAGUGCUCUUGGUAGCUCCAUGGUUCAAGGUUCCUUACCCUUUUCAGUGGGGACUGCCAACAAUUUCAGCUGCUGGAGUUAUAGGAAUGCUCAGCGCAGUUGUCGCUAGCAUUAUUGAAUCAAUAGGAGAUUACUAUGCCUGUGCCAGAUUGUCUUGUGCUCCUCCUCCUCCUAUUCAUGCGAUAAACAGAGGAAUUUUUAUUGAGGGUCUCUCCUGUGUUUUGGAUGGAGUAUUUGGGACAGGGAAUGGAUCCACUUCUUCCAGCCCUAACAUUGGUGUCCUGGGCAUCACAAAGGUUGGAAGCCGCAGGGUUAUUCAGUAUGGAGCAGCCUUCAUGCUUUUGCUUGGGAUGGUUGGCAAGUUCAGUGCUCUGUUUGCAUCCCUGCCUGACCCCGUGCUUGGUGCCCUCUUCUGCACUCUCUUUGGGAUGAUUACAGCUGUGGGUCUCUCCAACCUCCAGUUCAUAGAUUUGAAUUCUUCUCGCAACCUGUUUGUACUUGGAUUUUCCAUUUUCUUUGGACUUGUCCUUCCAAGCUAUCUCAAACAGAAUCCACUGGUGACAGGAAUAGCAGGCAUCGAUCAAGUAUUGAAUGUUCUUCUCACUACAGCCAUGUUUGUUGGUGGCUGUGUUGCAUUUAUUUUGGAUAAUACCAUUCCAGGAAGCCCCGAAGAAAGGGGAAUACGGAAAUGGAAGAAAGGGGUUGGUAAAGGAAGCAAGUCACUGGAAGGCAUGGAAACAUAUGAUUUGCCUUUUGGCAUGAACUUCAUCAAAAAAUACAGGUGUUUCAGCUUCCUGCCCAUCAGCCCUACCUUCAUGGGUUACACGUGGAAAGGCUUCAGGAAAAGCAGUAACUGCAGGAGUUCAGAUGAAGACUCAGAAGCUACAGUAUAGCCUUAGUUGAAACUAUAUUAUCUAGUUGUAGUAAAAGAUGUAUUUGCAGUUUCUUGCUGAUUAAGAAGCAUUAAAAUAUAUGUUUUGUAUAUCUGCAUUUAAAUUCUGGAACCAGAGCUGAGACAGAUUUAAAAAAAAAAAAAAGAGGAAAAAAAGCUUUCCUGUUGUGGGUGGUGGUAGCCAGAUAUAGUGUCUCUGUUGGAUUUCUUUUCUUCUUUUUGUCCAAAGCUACAGAUACCUGCGUACCCAAGUCUGCUUGUUUUAGAUGGGGCUUAGGUUCCUGAAGUAUGUAGGUGCUAUUGAGAAUGUUACUUUUUAUGGUGAUUUUUAUUUAAGUCAUUGAUGCUGGCAUUUUUGGCUCACUCAUUGCUGGCAAUGUUAGUCAUGCCAGAAAAUCUGAAUCCUGUGAAAAGGAAAAAAUAAUAAUUCUAAUUAUGCCUAAUCACAUAUGUAUUGUUUCUGACCACUGAUUUGCACAUUCCAUAGUUUCAGAUCCCUGGAAACCAGACUUAGUUUAAACUGGCAAAUCCUGAGAGUAUUUUUCAGAUGGCUUGAUGGUUCGGUCAGAUGUCCAGCAUUAAGACAGAAGUUUCCAUAAGAACUUUGCCUGUGGAAAACUCUGAACGACUUCUGUUGGCUUCUUGCUUUAGAAAGAAUCACUCAUGUCGUAUCAGUUUGCAUUUUUAAACUUUUCCUUUUUCUGCCUGGCUUUUAACCACCUAACUACUGUCCAGGAGUAGGUUUUCUUUAAAGGGAUGUAUGUAGCUUGAGUUUUAUAGAGAUGGGAGACUUAACUUCCAGGUGGGACCUGAUAGCAGUUCUGACAGUGAAAUGAAUGUAUGCAGCUAGAUGUUUCUUGAACAAGAAGGCUAAAAAAAGUGGUUCAAAGGGAUUAACACCUGUAUGGACAUGGUCAGAUUGCAACCAGCAUUCACUGGUAUGCAUCUGUGCAAAAUUUCUUGUUUGGCUGCUGAGAUCCAGUGCUGCCUAUGAUUGGCUUCUGUUGCAUUGCCUCUCUUUUUUUCCCUCUCUUUGUGGGAUUACUGUAAAAGCUCGCUACUUCUACAGAGGUGAUCUUGAAUGGCAGAGACACUACAUUUGAUGUCCUCAUCCACUGGAUGGUUUAACGGGUAUUGGGUCCAACCAGGGCACCAUUCAGAUAUUUUUUUUUUUCCUGGAAUAGUCUCAGCUCUGUUGUUAUGUGAGUGUUCAUGCUCAUCAUGCAUUCAUAAUUAAAAGUUUCAUUCAUGUUUAAUGUUCUUACUAUUGCAAGUUAGUUUUAGACUUCGGUGUGGCCCCAAAAGCAUUUUUAAGCUGUGGAGAUCAUCAGGGAAAUGUAGUGUAAUGUAAUUUCAAGGCCAGUAUGCUCUACGGUGCUUGCGUUUUGUGUUCCUGGAGAAACGUAACAGUAGAUCCUGUAAUUCACUAAUACAUUUAUCAAGGUUUGACUACUGGACAGGAGCGCAGGAACUCUGUUUUCUGAGUCUACUUCCACGUGAAUUUGUUAUUGGUUAUUGAAGCAUGGAUGGGUUGGGGUGGGGAGGGCAAGGAAAGAACUUUAUGGAUCAGUACUGAGUAGUGUAGGAUUGGAAUUAUUCCAUUGAUAUCCUUUUUCAGCAUGUCAUGGCUGUUUCCAGAAACAUAAAAUAAUACUGUUGUUUGGUUUUUUUUUUCCAUAACAAAGCAUGUGUUUGUUCCUGCUUCAGGGAACUUUCAGUAGUUUGCAGUCUUCGUGUCAGUCGGUCUAUCUUGAAAGCUGGUCAGAAGAGUUGUGUCAUAGACAAGGUUGGUUUGCCUUUAAAACUAAGUCAUUUGUAGCGAGGUGGUAGAGUUUCACAUCCACUUACAAAUAGAUUUGAGUGUGGAGACUUCUAAUUAGUGGCACAAAGCUUCCAAAUUUCCCAACUUCACGUGCGACCAAAGAUGUGUGAGAGAGAUGGAGGAGUUAAAAUAAACGGGCAAGGAAACAAAAGAAAAUCCAGUCAUGUAUGGUAGUUAUCAUCAUGUAAAAUGCCAAAGUUCAUGGUCAUAAAAAUGUUGAGAGAGGCAAAGUUUUGGUAUUCAGAGCACUGCCACCUCUUAAAUGCUGAAGUGCAUCACUUCCAGCGGUGCUCCUGGGAGCUUAGCACAGCAGUGAUUGCUGUGUCCUGAGGCUUUGCUCAACUUUCCCCCCAGAUAUGAAUGCUUACACAUUGAAGAGGCAAGGUGAUGAGAAAUAAAUAGUGAUCUUCUCUCACCUUUGGAUGGAGUGAAGCUUUCUGUGCUCUGCGCUGUCUUCACUUGAGCAUGUCAGAAAGAACUGCCAAGAUGAUCUGUGACACUUGGGUUAAAUUAAGGCAAUGAAUCCAAGGAUUUUUUCCUUCUUCCUGGGGCAGAACACCACCCCUCUCCAGUGGCAUGGGCCAGGCUUAUCCAAAGAGGUGAAACCUAUGACUCUGUCCAACUUGGAUCUAAUUCUUUCUCAGCUUUUGGUUCUACCAUACUGAUUCUACGGACUGGCUGAGAAGUGCAGUAGCAUUUAGCUGGCAUGCUUUGCUUUUCUAGCCACUUUACUCAGUAACACUAAGAUAAAUAGUUGUAGUUAGCAGUCAUUUUUGUAACCGGAUUUGUAUCACGUGUAACGACACUGUCAAUCUUACUACAGAUAUGAAUGGUGAGAGAAGAGCCUCAGUUUUGCAAUGGAGAUCUGCUGAAGCACGUGUAAUGUAUAGCAAAAGGUUAUGAUAGUGUUGGUGGUGUUUCCCUGGACGUGCAGGGAAGGUUGUGAUGCAGCUGCUGCACCCUGAAUGUUUGUAUUGAAGCACGCAUCUACAUAGAGCUUUGAGGCAAGCAAAGAGCAGAGCUGACAGGCAACUUGCCUUGGAAAGAGAAGCUCCCCUUUCUCUUUCUGAUGCACCUGGAACAGUCCCAGGGCUGCCACUCAAAGAAGGUGCAGUGCAAUGCAAUGCUUACUUUCCUUUGUGAGGGAAGUGCUGAAAUUGCCCCCAUUUUUGUACAAGUGGCAGGCAGUCGUGGACCCUAAAUAUUCCUCCCAUGUCCAGUUUUCUACAUUUGAGUCUUAGCAUGGUUGGUGUGAAAUGCCCUUACCUGGAGGAGAACAGGUUGAGCUGCGGUGCAGCAGUUGCUGCUGGUUUGAAAAGCACUUAAAUCCUUUGUGUCAGCUGUUUCCAUCUGGCCUUCGGUGUGAGAGGGCAGCUGGGUAUGGCUUACACAUGUGACUGUACGUGCAGUAUUGUGUUUGUCUCACGUCUGUGAUUGCCUGCCUUUCAAACCACGAUGCUGAGCAAAGCUACCUACAGCAGACGCCACCUGAUGGAUGAGCGAAGAGGCAAUGAGACAUUUUGACCAAACGUUGAGGUGGAAGGGCAAAUAUUCAUGGUAGAAAUAUCAUUUUGUCAUAUCAGAGAUGGUUUAAAACGUGUGCAAAAAGACACAACUUUGGGCUUUUGUAAUCAAUCUUGUAUUUUUUUUUAGGUUAAAUUAAGGAUUGUUGCUAACAUGUUGAAACACGUUUUUCUAAAGCAAAUACGUGCAAAUUAUACCUAUAGAAAUUUAGGUUUCAUAGCGAGCUCAGCUAUGACUGAUUAAUGUUGUCAUAUUAGAAUGUGUUGGCAGAGGGACGUGAUCAGUUACCUCGCUGAGAAAGUUCAACCUUUAAACCCAGAAUUUGCUUUAUGCCUUUUAAUACUGACUUGAAAUAUGACAACUUGGUUUGUACAUGAAUAUUGCAGUAUUUUAUUUCCAUAUAUUAAGAAUAACAUUUCCACUCAGGAUAAUGACCUCAGUUUUCCUGGGAGGGAGUGGUAUGAUUGUCAUGACAAUGUCAUGUGAUGGUAGAAUUUCUUCAUUGACGAAUCUAUAGUAGUUGUGUAUACUUUAUUUACCCAUCUUUAUGUUCCUACCGAAAACUAAAGGGUUUCUUUGUUGUUCAUCUCCCUACUGAGAUCUCAGUACUCCCGGUGCAGAAUUGGCUCUUGCAAACUGAAAUCCUCAGUGCUGUUUAUACCACAGUCAGUGGUGUGUCCGUAGCAAAAGGUGUUCGUUUGUGGUAUAAACAGCACUGCAGGCCCACGUGGUUUAUAACAGCCAGCUUCCAAUGGUUUCAGUUAGCCAUUGGAUGUCCACACAAUCUAAUACAACCUGUGCUUAACAUGACUGUGUAUCAGUGUAGAAAAUGCAUGUGACAGACCAGCACAACCCACAGUGUUUCCUUUAUGUGGCCUUCUUAAACCAAAAUCUGCUUGAGUAAGUGGGUCACGUUUUCUUUUUUCCCCAAAAUGUCCCACUUGGUGCAUGUUUUGUACUAUUCCUUGCCAAGGCCAACAGCCUUUCUGGGGCAUGGGAUGGCAGACACUCCAUGCUCUCACGUUUCUGUAGCUACAACAGGUCAUUACAGUAUUGGAGGAGGCCACAAGUUUGCCGGUGUUCAGCUUCUGCCCAUGAGUCCAUCCAGUUGAGUGCUGGGCUGCUUUUAAGUAUUGGGGAUCUGUGUUUAGAAACAUCCCAACUAUUCCUGUCUAGUUCUAAUUCGACUGUGACUGUGCAUUGUCAUCCAUACAUAUUGAUAGGAGAGAGAUAUUUAGAAUUGCCUUGUGUAUUAUCUGGCAUUUAUUACAUCUUUCCAGGUCAACCAUCUUGCUGCCAGUCCAAAUUAUUGUACUUGGUCUCUUUAUGACAACCUUGGGCGUAACAAACUAUUGACUGUUCUUAGGCAGUGGGGAUAAAUAUUUCUUUCUUUCCCAUGACUUUUUGUGACUGACUUUGGCUGUAAAACUUCUUUGUUAAGCAAGAGGGUUUUUCUUCCUUUUUUUCCCCCUUCUUCCCCCUUUUUUUUUGUUGUUCUGAGAUGUGUAAUUCUUUUAUGGAGUUUUUGUUUUGUUUUAAUUUCGUAUUUUUUUUUUCUAACAUCGCUUCAUUAAACAAAUAUUUAAAAAUGUAAUAUUUGGACCAGAUGUUGUGAAUAAUAGUAGAUAAAGCUAUUUUAUUCUGUAUUUUUAAAGCUGUUCAGUAUAAAUAAACGCGGGCAUAGAUGCAA
Gallus gallus (chicken) is the source of this 9433-nucleotide messenger RNA. It is a transcript of the gene SLC23A2, whose product is annotated as solute carrier family 23 member 2. Gene Ontology annotation, molecular function: transmembrane transporter activity. Gene Ontology annotation, cellular component: membrane. The record is from RefSeq and is a predicted model, not a curated record. NCBI's taxonomy places the organism in Eukaryota, Metazoa, Chordata, Aves, Galliformes, Phasianidae. The coding region runs from base 2422 to 4398 and encodes 658 amino acids. Gene Ontology annotation, biological process: transmembrane transport; L-ascorbic acid metabolic process. The transcript has 20 exons.